CGGCCCGGGGGGCGGUGCUGGAAGGGGCCGGGCUCAGGGUGUGGGGAUAUUGCCGCCCGCCGCCCCGCCAGGUGGUCGGCAGGAGGGAGCUGGUUGACGGUGCGCCGUGCUGAUCGCUUUCUGCUUCUCAGGUGAAGUAGGGUUGGGCUGAGGAUCGAAGGCUACUGCGUAUGAACAUACCAUACAGGAAGAAAUGGCGAGUGAGGAUGAAACAAAGCGGACCAGAGGAAAAGAACAAGAACUUGCAACAGAUGUUUCACUUGAUGGUGAUAAGCAUGAACUUGACAAUUCGCUUUCGGCUAAUGUCAGUGGAAGGUCUCGUACCAUGAGCACUUCUACUCAAGCUACAGGUGAUAGGGAUGACGACAAGAAACCUAAAGAAGUGAAAUCACUUUGCUCACCUUCUCGUGUCCUUCAUCUUCGUAAAAUUCCGGGUGAUGCCACUGAAGCAGAUGUCAUUUCAUUAGGACUCCCUUUUGGCAAAGUAACCAAUGUAUUGAUUCUAAGAGGAAGAAGUCAGGCUUUGUUGGAAAUGGCUUCUGAGGAAAAUGCUAUUAGUAUGGUGAACUACUGCUCUACUGCUUUGCCUCACAUCCACAAUCAGCCUGUGUAUGUUCAGUAUUCCAACUACAGAGAACUUAAGACGGACGGUCUACCUACUCAGUCUGGUGCUCCAGCUGCAUUGCAAGCUAUGAAUGCUGCGCCGUGUGGAAACAUGGCUGUUACAAGUGCUUAUCCUGCUGAAGGUGGGCUCUGUCCAGGUCAAAGUUCUGUUCUUCGAAUCAUUGUAGAAAAUGCUUACUACCCUGUCACUUUAGACGUGCUGCAUCAGAUUUUCUGUAAGUUUGGAUUUGUCUUGAAGAUUGUCACCUUUACAAGAAACAAUCAGUUUCAAGCCUUGAUUCAAUAUGCUGAACCAGAGAAUGCAUAUUAUGCCAAAAUGAUUCUGAAUGGCCGAAAUAUCUACAAUUCAUGCUGCACAUUACGCAUUGAUUUCUCCAAGUUAACAAGCCUUAGGGUGAAGUACAACAAUGACAAAAGCAGAGAUUUCACUCGCUUUGACCUUCCAACUGCUGAAGGACAGCUAUCCCUAGAUCCAGCUGUAAUGGCUGCCUUUGGGUCCCAAGAUAUGAUCUUCCAACGAUAUGCGGGGACUGGUGGAUUUGGGCCGGUCACAUGCUAUCCUCAAAAUGCUGUCACCACAUGUGUGGCAUCCGUACAGAUGUGUAAUCCAGGUGUUCCAGGAAAUUCUGUUUUAAUGGUCAGCAAUCUGAAUCCCGAGGCCAUCACACCACAUGGACUUUUCAUCUUAUUUGGUGCUUUUGGUGAUGUGCUUCGUGUGAAGAUCAUGUUUAAGAAUAAAGAAAAUGCUUUGGUUCAGAUGGCAGAUGCAGCCCAGGCUCAAAUAGCUAUCAGCUACUUGAAUGGACAGAAGCUUUAUGGGAAGUUCAUGCGUACAACUCUUUCAAAACAUCAGAGUAUUCAACUCCCUCGUGAAGGAGAGGAGGACAACGGUCUGACAAAGGACUAUAGCAAUAGCCCAUUACAUCGCUUUAAGAAGCCUGGCUCUAGGAACUUCCAGAAUAUCUUUCCUCCAUCUGCAACCUUACAUCUCUCCAACAUCCCGCCUUCUGUUUCUUUUGAUUAUCUUAAGAGUCUUUUUGCACGUUCUGGAUCUACUGUGAAAGCCUUCAGAUUUUUCCAGAAAGAUUGCAAAAUGGCUCUUAUCCAGCUGGGCUCUGUGGAAGAAGCAGUUCACGCUCUCAUUGAUCUUCACAAUUAUGACCUAGGAGAUAAUCAUCACCUCCGAGUUUCCUUCUCAAAAUACACAAUUUGACUUCUGUGAACAGUCCUCUUAAAACUGUUUUGGAGUUUUGUUAAUAUUAUCAAAUAGAGACUGAAAUUGCUGUGACCAAUUCUGCCUCUUAAAAGAAAAAGCUCGUUUAUACACACAACAAAGAAUUAGGGGAUAAUCUUUUCUGAUUUCAGCUGCCAGUAUAUGAUCAAAUCUUACUGUUAAUCAGUAAAAAGACUAUGUUUCUUUAGAAAUAAUAUUUAUCAUCGUUUCCUAUUUUAACUUUACUUUUGAGAAUAUAUUUUUAAUUUUUGUUUUAAAUUAGCCUUAUGAAAUAUUUUACAGUGCUUUUUCAAUAUACCAAACUGAGAAUGUUUCUAACAAAAUGGUAAAUCCACCCUACUUGUAUGAAACACUGAUUUGAAUGUGAAAUAGUGCUUGGCUUUCUUGAAGAAACCAAGCACUGAUUGCAAAUGCCCUCUGAACAGUAUUUAUGUUACUAGAGUGUGUGUUCACACUUUGGCAAAUCUUUACAAUAACUUUUUUAAAACAUAGAUUUUGUGCUGUUCAUAUGGUAUAAAUUAUUAGAGGAAAGGCAGUGCCUUUUCUUAGUGGAGAAAAAGAUGUUUGAUGAGUUUCUCCAAGCUAUGACAUUAGAGUCUUAGCUUGACUUCAUCCUGGAAUAAAAGUUUGAUGUGCUAUUUUACUAUGAAGUGAUAUUGUGUAAUAGUAUUUUGAAGAAAAUAAGAGGAGAAAAUAGUCCUGAUUUCAAAGAGUUUUUUACAUUUCUUUAAAGAAUAAAAUGUUUACAAUCUUGUAGAAAAUAUUCAGGUCUGUGAUGGCUUAAUGAAUUUUUAAGAAGUUAUUUUUGGUAAGGUCAUCUUUGGGGAUGAAAAAUUAAACCUCAAGAGUUUUUUGUACCAAUGAAGUUACUGAGUACUUACUUAAUUUCUUAUUAUGUGCCUUACUGUGUGCUUAUGACACAACAGCUUUGAGUUUUAUCUGAAGCAUCUUGAAAAGUGUAGUGUGGGCUUUUAAACCCCUCCCCCCGCCCCUUUUUUUUUCCUGGUAAAUAUUUUCUCAACUGCUACUUUUGUGUUUCCUCUGCUCUGCUCUCCCCUGUCCCCAGUAAUAUUCUAACUUCUAGUUUCUGAUGCUUUAGUAUAGAGAUAGGGUAGAGGUGCAAAUUAAGUUUAAACCAUUAUACAGUCCUGUAGUCCUCUUUGAAUUUACCUGGUUGCAGUUGUCUGAUACCUAAAUUUGGCUGGAAAAAAAAAAAAAAUAUAUAUAUAUAUAUAUAUAUAUUUAUUGGAGUUGGACACAAUGAUCUCUAGAGGUCCCUUCCAACCCCUACAGUUCUGUGAUUCUGUGAUAUAUGUAUUCAGAAAAUGCCCAUUUCUCUUUGGAGAAUGAGCUGUGAUGCAGUUAGACUUUGUAUGGGAAGCAGAUAUGAAUAUUACUGAAUUUCUGUCAUGAAAGAAUUCUUCUUUUUUUUUUUUUUUUCUUUUUUCUUUUUAAGGGCUACUCCUUUCAGAAUUUACCAAAAACACAUCACUUUUUAAAAUGUGGCAUCAUUACAUUUGCUUGUUUAUACCUAUUGCAGAAUUUUUUGCCACUCUUUCAUUUUUUUUUUUUUUUCAUGAUUGUUAUUAGUUGUAAAAUUUCUCCUACCUUUGUAGAACAAAGGGUAUAAUUCUGGAAAUAUCUGAGUGUUUUGGAGUAGGCUUCUUCAGACUGUUACUCUAAAUUACUUCUGUAAGAUCAGUGAUAUACUCACUUGCCUUACUUUAAUAUCUGUAACUUGAGUUGAAGCAGCUAAUCAUACUAAAGAAGGUUCCAGGUCUCUAAAACAGAAUGAAGGCAUUUGACUGUAAGUAAAAUGCUGACUAUGUAGGUAGAUGUGUAGAAUCAGAGCUCCCAGAGCGCCCUAUUAGAAAAUAUCAUCUUCAUGUUUUUAGCAAAGUUCCAUCUUGUAAGAAGCCUUGUUGAGAAAGGUCCUAUCUGCACAUGAACAUGAUACCUAAUUUGUAAUUCAUGUCUGUGUUUAAACUUCUUAGCUCUCAUGUUGAUAACAGUUAAAAUAGUUGCUAGGAAUGUCCCCCGUUACUCACAUAGUGGUUUGUUAAUACUGAGACAUUAUUCAUAACAUAUGAUUUAUCACUUUUUUUAAAAAAAGAACUACAGUUAAAGAGCAGAGCAAUCAUCCUAGACCUGAAUGUAAUUCUAAAGAGGAGAAAUGGAGCCUUAAUUUGAGAAUGAAUAUUGACACACAUUGUAUGUGUAUUCCAUAUCACCUUAUAAAUGUAUACAAACAUACAAAUUACAUGCCCUUUUAACUUGUUGAUUCUAAUGGCACUUAAUGCUUAAACAAAUGUGAAGGGAUGAGAAUGUACAUCUUUUUCACAAAAAAAAAAAAAAAAAAAGAAAUACUCUUGUUAUUUUGCCUUAAUGUUAGAACUGAUGUUAGCUCUGAAGUAUUUGCAGUUUGAAAUGAGGAGGCCUACAGUUUAAGCUGCCAGAUUAGUAAUAGAUACAGAUUUGUAAUGUUAGAAAAAUCUGGAUAGUAGUUAUUUCUGUUAGGUUUUUUUUGUUAUUUUUUUUCAUGACAUAUUUUUCCUGUAUCUCUUUUGUCAUUAUCUCUGUUUCUUUAACUGAAUCAUUCUUGUCAGCUUACAUGUAAAUUUAUGUAUUUCUCAGCAAUGCUGCCUCUUAAAGAGUUGUGCUUUAGAAGUGUAGAUGAGCCUCAAAAAUAGCUGCACAUCUUAUUGUUUCUGUAACAGAAUGAUGGUACUAGAUAAGGCUUGCUUAUCUCAUUCAGUAUUCUGCCUUGAAUAAUUAGAAGCAAAAAUGUUACUAUUGCACUGUUAGUGAAGGAUAAGGACAAAAUGAGUGAUUCGUAAUUGUGCUUGACUCAUCAAAACCACUAUUGCAUCUCAGUUUGGGAAUCUCUAAAGAAUAUGAGCUCAGUACCUCUGAGAAGAGCAGGCUUUAUUUAAUAGAUUCUUAUGCUGAGGUAGGUUGAAAAUGAAACUCCAAAGGCCUUAAUCUCACUUCUCCCUGGGAUUAGGGCCAACCACUUGGUCAGAGACAUUCCUAAUUUCCCACCUAGCAAUAUGUUGCCUACUUUAUUACAGCACAACUCCCUGAAAGAUUCUGGCUUCGUCCUCACUAUACAGUGGUGUUAAGUUAUUAAAUGUAGGUUUAUAAUUUCUUUAAUAUUAAUUAUUAAUUUCUGUUUAAGUCACUUGUGUAGCAUGCUGUAAUAUGUAACAUGGAAAACACCGGCGCUUGAAUUGUGAUCACAGCUAUCAGAAAUGGAUGAGGGUAGAGUCCUCUUCCUUUGUGUAUUUUAAGUCAAAAAUGAGCCUUGGGUUACUUCCAACUCCUACUUUUGUUUGAUGGCAGCACAUUAGUUCGAAGUGUAGUAAGGCAUUCUUAACUCAGGAGAGAAACUUGGUGGCUUUUCAGAUGACCUGUAAUACGUUGACUAGUAGUAAAGGUUCAGCUUCUUUGAAUUACUUUAAAUGCCUUGGAACACUGGCUGAAAAUUUGACUUUUCGUUUGAUUUGGUUGCACUGUCUGCUGGUACUACAUUUCUAUAUUUUGUGCUCUUAGAUAGACUUAUGUCUUUUUUUUGUACUUCAGUUACUCCACGGAUCUGAAGAGACUUGCCUAUAUGACACUUUCUGUGCAGGUGUUGCCACCUGUUUGUGUACAGAAAAAACUGUUUACCCAUGCUGAAAAAAAAACCCACAACACAACAGGUGCAUCUUCUCCUCCUCAGAUUCAUUUAUUUUGACUUAUAACAUAAAGAGAUUCAGGUAUUUUUCUGCUAAGGAUGCAGAUCUAUUUCUUGUGAUUGUAUACAACUAGCAUGUACUGCUGUUCUUCAAAUGCUUUCAACUUUUGUCCUGGUCUGUUUUUAUCUAAAGCAGAUCUAUCACACUUAAAGUUUUUACUGUUGUGCUGAAAAGAUACUGUUCAGAUUACACAGUUUUUCCUUUAUAUUUAACAGUCUUCUAAUGAUUUCUUUGCUCUGUACAAGACUUCACCUGCUCUUUUAGAAGAAAAUCCUAAUGGUUGAAAGUUGUGAAUUAUUUCAUGAAAGAAUGGAAAUAUUCUCAAGCAUUUAAUAUCAGGGCUUGAUUGUGUGAGGUGAGUGGGAUAUAACAUAAAGCGGGACCAAAGUUUAUGUGCCUUCAGUAGUCCUGUGUGCAGUGUUUUCUCAUAUCUACUUCUGUUUUGUGUGCAAUAAAUACUCUGGUUUUUUUCCCUUUU
Messenger RNA from Coturnix japonica (Japanese quail), 6073 nucleotides. RefSeq names its product polypyrimidine tract binding protein 3 (gene PTBP3). NCBI's taxonomy places the organism in Eukaryota, Metazoa, Chordata, Aves, Galliformes, Phasianidae. Gene Ontology annotation, cellular component: nucleus. Gene Ontology annotation, biological process: mRNA processing. Gene Ontology annotation, molecular function: RNA binding. The record is from RefSeq and is a predicted model, not a curated record.